This is a messenger RNA of Closterium sp. NIES-65, 4680 nucleotides long. NCBI's taxonomy places the organism in Eukaryota, Viridiplantae, Streptophyta, Zygnematophyceae, Desmidiales, Closteriaceae. The record is from the annotation of a GenBank genome assembly.
AUGACACUACUUCACUUCCCUUUCCUUUGUCUCCCCUCACCGCACCACAUUCUCAGCUUCCAUUCCUCCUUGCUCCUCAUCCUUAUCAUCAUUUCCCCAUCCCUUGCUGGCCUGGCGUCCUCGGACGUGGCGCUGCUGUGCUCGCCUGUGUCAUUCAUCGAUCAUCUCACCGCCUCGCUUGCUGCUCUCCUCUUCGCCUCGUCGCUGCUGCUGCCGCCGCCUCGCCUGCUGCUGCACUCCCCCGCCUCGCUCUUGCGCAUCCUGCAGGUCAGCACGCACACCGCACCGCAGCCCUGCGCAGGUGCAGCGUGGCACAGCAUCCUAGCUGCUGCAGCAGCGGCUGAUAUGGUAACACCCCUUACACAAGUGGUGGCAGCAGCAGCAGCAGCAGCAGCAGCAGGAGGGACAGAAGGGGCAGGAUCAGCAGCAGCAGGCAAACCAGCUGAUGCAGCAGCAGGUGUAUCAAAGAGUGGAGGGCGCAGCGGCAUGCAGGGAUUGCGAGUGGUGGUGAGCAGUGGAGAGCCGUUGACAGUGGCUCUCGUGCACCAACUGCAACCCCUGCUGCACCCCUCAUGCCGCCUACUCAACCUCUACGGCUCCACUGAGGUGUCGGGUGACUGUCUCUUCUUCGAUGCCUCGUCACUGCUCGCCCACCACCGCCACUCUGCCUCUCCCUCCCCAUCCUUGCCCAUGCCUCCAAUCACCAACCCUGAAACCAACACCACUAGUGCCGGCGGCAGCACCAGCAGCAGCACCAUCAGCAGCAGCAGCACGGUUGCAGUGGUGCCGGUGGGGGUGCCGCUACCACACACGUGGGCAGCAGUGCUGGACCCACACACACUGCAGCCUCUCCCCCCCGCAUGCAUGGGCGAGCUCUAUGUGGCUGGCGUGGGGCUCGCUGCAGGCUACCUAGACGACCUCGUGCUCCCAGGGGGAAGGGGAGGGGGGGAAUCAUCCCUUUACUCUGCUCCUCCUGCUGCUGCUUCUGCUGCCGCUCUUGCUAAUGCUGCUGCUGCCCCCGCACCUGCUGCAUUUCCUUCCGCUACUGCUGCGUUCGUCCCUGUCCCCGCCCAUCUCACCGCCUCUGCGCGCGCUGCAUUGCUCAGCCCCAUCGGUGGCACUGCUGUGGGCUCUACAGAGGGCGAGGGCGCAGGGGGAAGGGUGAGUGGCGGAGAAAAUGGGAGAGGCACGUGCGAGUGGGAGGGGGGUGGGGAGGAAGCGGGUGGAUGCGCUAGGGGGGGAGGUCCUGUGAUGAUGUAUCGCACUGGUGAUGCUGCUGCGUUUUUUCCAUGCCCCUCCUCACACCCCAUGCGUCACCACCGCCCAGUGGACAAGGGGCAAGAGGGGUGUGAGGGGCAAGGGUUGCGUGAGGGGGAAGAGCGACGUGAGGGGCAAGGGUUGCGUGAGGGGCAAGAGCGACGUGAGAUGCAAGAGCGACUUGAGGGGCAUGAAGGCCAUGAGCAGGGGAGGACGGGUGGGGUUUUUGUGGUGUACGGGCGGCAGCAGGGGCAGAGGGUGGUGAAGGUGGGGGGUCGCAGGGUGCAUCUGGGGGAGGUGGAGGCUGCCUUGCAGCUCCACCCUGCUGUGGCCCGCGCUGCUGUCAAACUCUGCCCGCUCCAUCACCCUCCUCCUCCUCCUCCUCCUCCUCCUCCUCCUCCUCCUCCUCCUUCAUCUCCCGGACUACCUUUGCCCCCCAUUGAGUCUCCCUCCCUUAGAGUGCCUCAGCUUGUGGCGUUUGUGCAGUGGAAGCAGUGGGGGCAGAGCAAGGAGGGCAAGGGGGGAAACGAGAAGAAUGGAAGGAAAGAGAGCAAGUCUAGGAGCAGAAUGCAGCAACGCAGUGAGCAUGAGUAUGAGCAUGGCCCUGUUACGUCCCUGCAUGCACAGCCGCCGCGCACACUGGCCCUGGCACAGCGGAAGGCGGCUUUUGAGAGCCCUUGGAGCACGCUUGUGACACAGCAGCAGAACGCACAGCCACAGCAAGAGGCGCAGGCUGAGGCAGCGUUAGGUGCAAAGGCAGAUACCACAACAGUGACAGCGACAGAGGUAGCGGCAUCGGCAGCCGCAAAAGCAACAAUUGAGGAAAAAGGGGAGGAAGGGGAGGAAGGGGAGAGCGAGGAGGCGAUGAUAGCAGCACUGGGGUCCCGGCUGCUUGCAUGGGCACGGGGACAGCUGCCAGCCGCUCUCAUCCCCGCUCGCAUCGUCUCCCUGCCUGCCCUGCCACUCUCUGCCACUGGUAAGGUCGACCUUUCCGCCUUGGCCCUGCCAUGCCCCACAGCCACUGAAGGGAGGAGUAUGCGACAGGGAAAGGGUGAGCGAGGGUCGAGGGAAAUGCUAGCGGUGGCGGCACAGGAGGGAGCUGAGCAGCAACGUGGGUGGAAGGGGGGCGCAACGGCAGGGAGUGGCAGGGAAGCAGCAGCAGCAGCAGAAGCAGGAAUGUCAGGUUAUGGCAGCGUUACUCUUGCGCGCAUACAGGAGGCAGUGGCCUGCUCGUUGCAGAUACCACCCUCCCUGGUUGCACCUGACUCUGAUUUCUUCUCCCUGGGUGCGUCGUCUCUCUCCCUUGCCCUCGUGGCACUUCGCCUGGGCGUCACCCUGCCGAUGCUGCUCGCCUUCCCCUCGCCUCUGCGCCUCAUGCAUGCGCUGAGGGGGGAAGGAGGUGGCAGGGGGGUGCUGGAGGGGCGUGGAGGGAGGGAGGGGUUCGUGAAAGGGAGAAUUGAGGAAGGGAGAGUAGAGGAAGGGGGAAUUGAGGAAGCGAGAAUAGAGGAAGGGGGAAUUGAGGAAGCGAGAAUAGAGGAAGGGGGAAUUGAGGAAGCGAGAAUAGAGGAAAGGGGAAUUGAGGAAGCGAGAAUAGAGGAAGGGAGAGUAGAGGAAGGGAGAAUCGGGAAAGGGAGAAUAGAGGAAGGGAGAGAAGUGGAAGGGCAAAGGGAGAAAGGGAGAGAAGUGGAACGGAGAGCAGAGGAAGGGAGAAUAGUGGAAGGAAGAAUUUUGGAAGAGAGAGAAGUGGAAGAACGAGGUGAUUGGUGGGGGGAGAGGAGAGAGGGAAGGGCAAAUGGGAGAGGAGACGUUGGAAGGGCAGAGGAAGCCAAGGGGAGUGCAGGAGGGCGAGGGGUGAAGCGGAAGAGGAAGGAGAUAAAAGGCACGAUGGAUGUCAACGCUGCCGUGGCUCUAGUGGAUAGGGACAGCACGAUGCUGAGAGAUACUGGCACAGGCGGUGAGCAAAGUAGAGCAGUAGCAGCAGCAGCGCUUGUGAGUGUGACACGAGCAGGAGGAGUAAGCGUGUGGGACAGUGGAGGCGUGCUGGUGUGGGGGAGUGAGGAGGGAAUCGUGUGUGCUGCCAUACAUGCUGCUCAUGCCUUUCCCACCCACCUCCUCUCAAACUUCUCCCAUACACACUGUGCCCCGCCCUCCAUUUGUUGCCAAGUUCCCUGUCUGUUUCUGCCUGGUCAUUCGCCCCAUCACUCCCUCUCAACCGCACUCUCAAGUCCCCUCACUCCGCUCUCACUCUUCCCCUCGCUCCUCCCCCCGCCCACCCCACCCGCCCAUCGCCCCUCAUCCACCUCUCCCUGUGGCGUGCGGUCACCAUGCAGUGGCAAGGAGGUGUGGCGCACAGCCGUGGGCGACAGGGUGGAAGCCAGUCCUGUAGCCAUGCUGCUGCUGCCUCCGCACACAGCAGCAGCCACUGCCAGUGGAGGGGCAAGCGCGUCUCAAGGCACGGCAAAGGAAUCGGGAGGAGAGCAGCAAGGAGGAGGCGUUAGAGGCGUUGACGACACCAGCAGCAGCGAAUCGCCUCUGGUGUGUGUGGGGGCACUGUGGCUGGUAAAAAGCUCGUCUUCUUCCGCCCCAAGCAAGCUCGUUCACAAUUCCCCACAUCCCCACCCUGCCUUCCACCUCCUCUCAUCCCCCCUACCCGCUCUUCCCUCCCCCAUCCCCUUUCCCCGCUCCCCCCUCCCCCCGCCCCCAUCCAACCUCUUUGUACGCAGUACCCUGCCCUCCCUUAUUCUUCCUCCCCCACACCACUCGUCCCUCUUAACCCCCUCGUGCCUCCCAUCCCGCUCUCUCCGCACCCACCCCUCCCUCGCGCAGCCAUCUCGGCAUGUCAUCAUAAGCACCACAUCCCCACGCGGCACUGUAGCUGCCUGCCGUUCCUCUCCCUCCUCCUCCUCGCCCUCCUCCCCCACGGCUUCCCCUACUCAUCCCCGUGCCGCUCGCACUGCCUGUGGUAGUAGCGGGGGGGUGGGGAUUGGUGCAGACAGUGGCAUGGGGAGAGGGAGCGAGGGAAGUGGGAGGAGCGGAUGGGGGGGAGGGGUGGCAGCGCAUGGGUUGGCAGUGGUGUGGCAGCAGGCAGUGGGUGCGCCAGUGUUCUCCACUCCUGCCUGUGUCCGUGAGCACGUGGUGGUUGCCACCGUGGCUGGCACUGUAGCAGGAGUCAAUGUGUCCUGUGGUCGCAUAGACUGGCAGGUGGCAGUGGGAGCGCCAGUGUUUGCACCCGUGGCACACAUGGGCAGUGCAAGGAGUGCAUGGCCCGUGCAACAUGUGCUUGUAGCUGUGCAGAAUGGGGCCGUUCUUUGUAUGGAUGGGGGCGUGUUCACUGGCAAUGGCAAGUGCCUGCAGCCCCACAUCAUGCGCCUUCUUCGAAACCUCCCACCCUUUCCAUUGCCGCCGCUGUGUGUCGUGAUGUAA